AUGGGAUUUGAUGAAAGGAAUUUAAGAGCAAUUCAUCAAAUGAAUUGUCCUCAUAAGGCACGACAAGCAUGCAACAACAAUACUCUCGCUAACUUUGCUGAGGAUUUCAGUCCUUCUCCUUCGCUAUUAAAUCAUAAUUCUGAUUUAUUGGCAAUGCGGAAACCCAAUACGGUUGACGAAAGCAACACUAAUUGUAUAGAUGGUCAGAGCUUAAGCAACAGUUCAGAUGAUGAGAAAGCUUCGGUCACAAGUGUUAAAGGCAAAACAAUAGCCACCAAAGGAACAGCCACUGAUACUCAAAGCCUUUAUGCUCGGAAACGAAGAGAGAAGAUUAACGAAAGGCUUAAGACACUGCAGAACCUUGUGCCGAACGGGACAAAAGUAGACAUAAGCACGAUGCUUGAAGAAGCGGUCCAUUACGUGAAGUUCUUGCAGCUUCAAAUUAAGAGUUGCCGCGUCUUUAGCAAAACUGAGCUAAACUGAAGAAACGUUAGAACAUAUCAUAAGUGGAGGAGAGAAGCAAAAGAAAGAACAAGGAAGAAAAAUAAGCAAAAGGAGACAGAUCCGAGUUCAUGUUUAUGAGAUAAAUUCUCGUCGAACCAGAAGGACUCAUAUCGCAAAUAAAGUGUCUUUGGAAAGGUCUUGCUGCCAAGAACCUACAGCCGCUGACACAUAUUCAAUUGGGAUCAUAUUCAAGAAGUUAUUCAUGUUUCUCCUUAGCUUUACGAGGAGGUGUUGCUUAAAUGUCUGCCUAUACACGUUGGUCUAUUUGGAAUUUUUUAGGAUUAUAAUGAGAAAUCGACCAGACCUAAAAUUAAAAAUAACAUACAAAAAAUAAACAUAAAAAUAUAUA
Messenger RNA from Camelina sativa (false flax), 853 nucleotides. The record is from RefSeq and is a predicted model, not a curated record. NCBI's taxonomy places the organism in Eukaryota, Viridiplantae, Streptophyta, Magnoliopsida, Brassicales, Brassicaceae.